Molecule: messenger RNA, 633 nt
Organism: Fraxinus pennsylvanica
Lineage: Eukaryota; Viridiplantae; Streptophyta; Magnoliopsida; Lamiales; Oleaceae
Source: the annotation of a GenBank genome assembly
AUGGCAAAGGGUCGAAAAUUGACCACCAGUCGGAGUGAUAGGUUUUUAGGGAGUUUCGGUUACAAUCAGGAGCAAGAAACAGUCGACGGCUCGUCGGAGUUUGGAGAAGAUGAAGUUUGGUCGACUUUUGAUAACACGGUCAACGCCGAUAAUCAUCUCGUCAAUGUCGAGUGGACUUCAGUUGCUGGUUCCGAGAGUAAUGGUAGCUUCCACGGUUACAGGAGCCGCCGUCAUGCUCCACCCGCCACCAGCCAUGAGCACCACGCCCACCGCCACGUUGGAGGCUUGUCAUUGGCUUUCGAGGAUCCGAGUUCUCCUAGUUUGGUGCACCAGUUUCGAAGCCAGGACAACAUGGUGGAAUCUCCACGUGGGCGCUAUACAGCUACGUCGGCCCCAGUGAAUGUUCCUGAUUGGUCAAAGAUUUACGGAGUCAAUUCGUCCGAGUCACUUCACAACUCGGAUGAUGGAUUCGACCAUGGUGAAUCGGAAUUAGUCCCACCACACGAGUACUUGGCACGAAGCCGAGACAUGGCUGCAAACUUGGAGUUUGCGGGCGUGGGUCGAACCCUUAAGGGGCGCGAUAUGAGUCGAGUUCGAGAUGCAGUGUGGAGCCAGACUGGGUUCCACGGCUAA